Messenger RNA from Suricata suricatta (meerkat), 2067 nucleotides. It is a transcript of the gene HSD11B1L, whose product is annotated as hydroxysteroid 11-beta dehydrogenase 1 like. The coding region runs from base 629 to 1492 and encodes 287 amino acids. Gene Ontology annotation, molecular function: oxidoreductase activity. The transcript is spliced from 8 exons. Gene Ontology annotation, cellular component: intracellular membrane-bounded organelle. The record is from RefSeq and is a predicted model, not a curated record. Lineage: Eukaryota; Metazoa; Chordata; Mammalia; Carnivora; Herpestidae.
UCUUUGUCCUGAGUUUGAAGGAUUGAAACCCCAAGAUGGGGUGGAUCUGUGCCUUUCCCAGGGAACAUGCAUGACCCCUCCCCUCCCCCAACGUUAAGCCCUCGGCCUGUUUCUCUCUUUCACCUUCUCCCUGGAACACACACAUUCACUCCCACGGCUGGUAUCACAUCUUAACCCUGCUGGCGUGGGCUCUCGUGUCUCCAGACCAGCCCCAAGGUUCCUUCUGGGUGUCCCCAGGCAGAGUCAUCUUUCUGGGCUCCCCCAAGAGUGAACAAAGCAAAAGCAGGUUUCCAUUUCCUUCCUGCCUCGUGGAGCUGACAGGCUAGGAGGAGAGAGGGACCGUGAACAUGUAACAAGUCAUCCAGAUAAUAUCAGGGAAUGGCAAGCACUGAGACAAUGAAAGUUGUGACGCAGGGGAGAGGGAGGGAGAGAGAGGGCCCGGUGGCUUUAGAAAGGAGGCCAGGAGGCACCCUCAGAGGUCAGUUCUGCGCUAAUUUUAAAGAAGUGGGUUAUACAUGGGAAGCGCAUUCCAGGCAGAAGGCCCAGCCAGUGCAAAGGCCCUGAGGCAGGAUGGAGACUGGUUGGUUCUGAGGAACAGUGAAGAGACCCUGCCGCCUCGAGGAGGGCCAUGAAGGUACUGCUUCUCACCGGGCUGGGAGCCCUGUUCUUCUCCUACUAUUGGGAUGACAACUUUGACCCUGCCAGCCUGCAGGGGGCCCGCGUGCUGCUGACCGGGGCCAGUGCGGGCGUCGGGGAGGACCUGGCCUAUCACUACGCCCGCCUGGGCUCACACCUGGUGCUCACUGCCCACACGGAGGCCCUCCUGCAGAAGGUGGUAGGGAACUGCCGGAAGCUGGGCGCUCCCAAGGUCUUCUACAUCGCCGCGGACAUGGCCUCCCCCGAGGUGCCCGAGCGCGUGGUGCAGUUUGCGCUGGACAAGCUGGGAGGACUGGACUACCUCGUGCUCAACCAUCUCGGCGCCAACCCGGCAGGCACGCGGUCCGGGAGCGUCCAGGCGACACGCUGGCUCAUGCAGGUGAACUUCUUGAGUUACGUGCAACUGACUUCGUUGGCGCUGCCCAGCCUGACGGACAGCAAAGGCUCCCUGGUGGUCGUGUCCUCGCUGCUCGGCCAUGUACCCACGUCCUUCUCCAGCCCGUACUCGGCAGCCAAGUUCGCUCUGGACGGCUUCUUCGGCUCUCUGCGGCGGGAGCUAGACGUGCAGGACGUGAACGUGGCCAUCACCAUGUGUGUCCUGGGCCUCCGGGAUCGCGCCUCCACCGCCGAGGGAGUCAGGGGCAUCACGAGGGCCAAGGCAGCCCCAGGGCCCAAGGCAGCCCUGGCCGUGAUCCGCGGAGGUGCCACACGCGCCCCCGGCGUCUUCUACCCAUGGCGCUUGCACCUGCUCUGCCUGCUCCGGGGCUGGCUGCCGCACCCGAGGGCCUGGUUCGUCCGCCAGGAGUUCAACGUCACCGCUGCCGCUGCUGCCUGAGCUUCUGCGGGUAGUUACUCCUUCAUCUUCCCGAGGGGAGCCCUCCCUCCAGCCGCCCCGGAGCCGGACACCAACCGAGACACCUCGGAGAUGGUGGCCGUGGCUCCAGACAGAGUCAUUGAGAAAGAAAAGGAAAACCGAGAAAAACUACCAGCGCCUGGAAACAGUCACCGCUCCCCGCGUGCAGGUGCGGAUCGUGUCGGUGACGUGGACGGCAUUUCCUCAGUGUUCUGGGCCACCACCGACGGCCAGGUAGCUGCUGCUAUUUUGCAGACGAGAAAACUGAGGCUCAGAGAGGUGAUGUGACUUACCCCAGGGCCCUGGCCGAGUCAAACAGGGCACACCACCCCUGAGCCACUCUGGAAACCCUGUCCGUCUCCUACCUGGACCCACCGCAUCCCUGAUCUCUUCUUUCCACUCCGUUUUGGAGCAUUUCCCUGCCGUUGCCCCAGGAAAGGGGCAGCCUUGAAACUGUCCUCCUGCUGAUGGGUUCUGAGGCCGAGGAGGAGGGAAAGUAUGAGUUCUGGGCUGGACCCAGCUUCCUGUUUCAUUAUAAACAUCCUUCUACCCUUGCA